Messenger RNA from Rhododendron vialii, 784 nucleotides. RefSeq names its product protein PYRICULARIA ORYZAE RESISTANCE 21-like. Lineage: Eukaryota; Viridiplantae; Streptophyta; Magnoliopsida; Ericales; Ericaceae. The record is from RefSeq and is a predicted model, not a curated record. Gene Ontology annotation, molecular function: metal ion binding. The coding region runs from base 78 to 536 and encodes 152 amino acids. The transcript is spliced from 3 exons.
CCCCCCCCCCGGCCGCUCUCUCUCUCUCCACUUCGUUCAUUUCUGGCUUCGGAUCUGAUUAUCCCCAGGUCUCAAUUAUGGCUGAGAAGGUUACAACAAUGGUGCUGAAGGUGGACCUUCAGUGUCCUUGUUGCUACAGGAAGAUCAAGAAAGUUCUUGCCAAAUUUCCCGAAAUUCGAAGCCAGGCUUAUGACGAGAAGCAGAAUACGGUGACGAUCACUGUAUUAUGCUGCAGCCCGGAGAAGAUUCGUGACAAGUUGUGUUGCAAAGGUGGGAAAACAAUCAAGUGCAUUGAGAUCAAACCGCCUCCGAAACCCGACCCGAAACCCUGCCCCCCCCACCCUGUUUAUGUACCGGUUCUGGUGUGUUGUGGGCAAUGUUGCAGGGGUAUCCCAAGGGGCCCAUGUUAUGAGGGGUGUGGGAGGCCAGUACCAUCAUGUGAUGGGGGGUGUGGUGGGAAUAGGGCUUGUUAUGGAGUAAGUCGUUGCAAUGAGUACUUUAAUGAAGAAAACACUUCUGGUUGCACAAUCAUGUGAUGGUAGAGCUUCCUCAUGAUCAAGCUUUUUGAUUACUUUUGUUGGAAAAGAAAAGGCAUACUUGUUUGUGGGUAUAUGUGGGGGUUGGGGUUAUGUUUUUUGGACUAUGAUUUUAUACAAAGUAUAAAAAAAUGGUCAAUAACGAGUUUGGUAGUCUGGUGGUGGCGGCCAAAUAGUCAAUUGAGAUGGGGUUUUAUGGUGAUAUAUAUGUAAUGAUUUAUGAUUAAUAAGAUUCUUCGUUAAUCAUA